Molecule: messenger RNA, 2315 nt
Organism: Otolemur garnettii (small-eared galago)
Lineage: Eukaryota; Metazoa; Chordata; Mammalia; Primates; Galagidae
Gene: EXOC7
Product: exocyst complex component 7
Exons: 20
Coding region: 109-2214 (701 amino acids)
Biological process (GO): exocytosis
Cellular component (GO): exocyst
Molecular function (GO): phosphatidylinositol-4,5-bisphosphate binding
Source: RefSeq, a predicted model, not a curated record
CGAGUCCUGGGGCGGGGCCAAGAGCGGAAAUGGGUGUGACCAGGACCGGAGCCCAGUGGGCCCGUCGAGGGAAAAUACCGGGGAGUGGGAUCCGUGGAGUUAGGAGUAAUGAUCCCCCCACAGGAGGCUUCCGCCCGGCGGCGGGAGAUUGAGGACAAGCUGAAGCAGGAGGAGGAGACGCUGUCCUUCAUCCGGGACAGCCUGGAGAAGAGCGACCAGCUGACCAAGAACAUGGUGUCUAUCCUAUCAUCCUUUGAGAGCCGUCUCAUGAAGCUGGAAAACUCCAUCAUCCCUGUGCACAAGCAGACAGAGAAUUUGCAGCGGCUGCAGGAGAAUGUUGAGAAGACGUUGUCCUGCCUGGACCAUGUCAUCAGCUACUACCACGUGGCCAGUGACACUGAGAAGAUCAUCAGGGAAGGCCCCACAGGUAGGCUGGAAGAGUACCUGGGAAGCAUGGCCAAGAUUCAGAAGGCUGUGGAGUAUUUCCAGGACAACAGCCCAGACAGCCCAGAGCUCAACAAAGUGAAGCUGCUGUUUGAACGGGGAAAGGAGUCGCUGGAGUCUGAGUUCCGAAGCUUGAUGACUCGGCACAGUAAGGUCGUCUCCCCUGUGCUCAUCCUGGAUCUAAUCAGUCCCGAUGAUGAGCUGGAGGUCCAGGAGGAUGUGGCCCUGGAGCACCUGCCAGAGAGUGUCCUCCAGGAUGUGAUCCGCAUCUCCCGCUGGCUGGUGGAAUAUGGCCGCAACCAAGAUUUCAUGAAUGUCUACUACCAGAUUCGCUCCAGCCAGCUGGACCGCUCCAUCAAGGGCCUGAGGGAGCAUUUCCGGAAGAGCAGUUCUUCCUCUGGGGUUCCUUACUCCCCUGCUAUCCCUAACAAGAGGAAAGACACACCCACCAAGAAGCCAGUCAAGCGGCCAGGGACGAUCCGUAAGGCUCAGAACCUUCUGAAACAGUAUUCCCAGCAUGGUCUAGAUGGGAAAAAGGGGGGCUCUAACCUCAUUCCUCUGGAAGGUCACGAGCAUGAUUUCCGAGUUAAGCACCUGUCUGAGGCCCCGAACGACAAGCACGGGCCACUGGCUGGGAGAGAUGACAUGCUGGAUGUGGAGACCGAUGCCUAUAUCCACUGCGUCAGUGCCUUUGUCAAACUGGCCCAGAGCGAGUACCAGUUGCUGGCUGACAUCAUCCCUGAGCACCAUCAGAAGAAGACCUUUGACUCCCUGAUACAGGACGCGCUGGAUGGGCUGAUGCUCGAGGGUGAGAACAUUGUGUCUGCUGCCCGGAAGGCCAUUAUCCGGCAUGACUUCUCCACGGUGCUCACCGUCUUCCCCAUCUUGCGGCACCUUAAGCAGACCAAGCCUGAGUUUGACCAGGUGCUUCAGGGCACUGCUGCCAGUACCAAGAACAAGCUGCCCAACCUCAUCACCUCCAUGGAAACCAUAGGAGCCAAAGCGCUGGAGGACUUUGCAGACAACAUCAAGAAUGACCCAGACAAGGAGUACAAUAUGCCCAAGGACGGCACUGUGCACGAGCUCACAAGCAAUGCCAUCCUCUUCCUGCAGCAGCUUCUGGACUUCCAGGAAACAGCUGGCGCCAUGCUGGCCUCCCAAGAGACUAGUUCUUCAGCCACCAGCUAUAGCUCUGAGUUCAGCAAGCGACUGCUGAGCACCUAUAUCUGUAAAGUCCUGGGCAACCUGCAGUUAAACUUGUUGAGCAAGUCCAAGGUGUAUGAGGACCCAGCUCUUAGUGCCAUCUUCCUGCACAACAACUAUAACUACAUCCUCAAGUCCCUGGAAAAGUCUGAGUUGAUCCAGCUGGUGGCUGUGACCCAGAAGACUGCUGAGCGCUCCUACCGGGAACACAUCGAGCACCAGAUCCAGACCUACCAGCGCAGUUGGUUAAAGGUGAUCGAUUACAUCGCAGAGAAGAAUCUACCUGUGUUCCAACCGGGAGUCAAGCUCCGGGACAAGGAACGGCAAAUGAUCAAGGAACGCUUCAAGGGCUUCAAUGAUGGCCUUGAAGAGUUGUGCAAGAUCCAGAAGGCCUGGGCUAUUCCAGACACAGAACAAAGGGACAAGAUUCGCCAGGCUCAGAAAAACAUUGUCAAAAAGACCUAUGGGGACUUUCUGGACAGUGCCUGGUCAGGUUUGGCAAUGUGUCCUUCACCAAGAACCCUGACAAGUAUAUCAAGUACCAAGUGGAACAGGUGGGCGACAUGAUCGAUCGUCUUUUCGACACCUCAGCCUGAGCCCGCUCCCAUCCCUGCCUGGUUCCACCAGACUAACCAUGUCAUUGAACAGAUAAAUCAGUGUUAACUUGC